UUUGCCCACCAAUAAAAUUUCUUGAAACACGUAUCACUGGGGUCUUGCGGCUCUUGCCAUUCACCGAUUCGAGACUUCUCGUAAUUUUUCUACCCAAGUCAACCUCGAAAAACCGUGUCAAGUAUUUUUAAUUUUCAGAGAGAACCACCAAAUCAAAAACAAUAGAAAACAUAUCAAAAAACAAAGAAGAAAUUUAGGUCUGACGACGAAGAAAAUCUCCAUGGCAUACGUCGAAGGAGGUGUUGUGAAAUCGAAGCGAUCAAUCUGGCGGUUGAGAACAAUCACUGAUUUCUUCAGGUCCAUUAUAGACUUCAUUAUGGUGUUCUUCACGACAAUGUUCUCGAUGGACAAAUCAGAUGCUUACAAGAAAAACUCAGGUUCUGGGAAGAAAUGGGAUGGUGAUGGUCCUGGAGGUGGUCCUGGAAGAGGUCCAUAUGGUGGUGGCCCUCGUGGACCUCCACGUGGAAUGGACAAUGUUCGAGGGAUUGACCACAGCUCACUUCCUGCAUGUGGCUCUUGCUGCGGUUAAGUUGGUGGGAGAGGCCGAGAAGACGAAAUGUGGACUUAGAACACUGCCAAGAUGCAUGUGCUGAACUGCUUGUGCUUGUAGUGCCAUUAGAUUUACAUGUUUAAUAAAAACAUUUACAGUAUUUUUAAAUUUUUCUUCUUGUGUCUAAAUGUUUUGUAUUGGAGAAGAAACUUCCACACUUACACCUAAUGAAUAUUAUCGUAUAUAGACAUGUCUUCUUGUUCUUAGCAAA
Messenger RNA from Papaver somniferum (opium poppy), 761 nucleotides. Its product is annotated as selenoprotein K-like. Bases 221 to 529 code for a protein of 102 amino acids. Lineage: Eukaryota; Viridiplantae; Streptophyta; Magnoliopsida; Ranunculales; Papaveraceae. Gene Ontology annotation, cellular component: endoplasmic reticulum membrane; Golgi apparatus. The transcript is spliced from 4 exons. Gene Ontology annotation, biological process: endoplasmic reticulum calcium ion homeostasis; calcium ion transport. The record is from RefSeq and is a predicted model, not a curated record.